AUGGAUCUCGUCGAUAUAUCGCCUUCCAAAAAAAAUCCUCGUGGAAAUUUUGUUGGUACUGGUCAAAAGCAAAUAAUCAUUAAUCUGUACAAAGAUAAGAUCAAACAACAACAAGAAAACCCAGACAGCCCCAAAUUGACCUACAGACAAAUGCUGUUAGAAAUCUCUAAAUCAAGUGGUAUUGGGCAACGGACGAUACAAACGACAUUGGCUGAAUACAAAAAAAAAGGUACAGUUUCAUCACCUAAUAAAAAAAAAAUUAGACCUACAAUACUCGAAAAAGUAGAUAGUUUUGACAAACAAGCUAUCAGACGAAAAAUACAUGGCUUUUGGUUGAAUCGUGAAGUUCCUACUAUACAAAAAAUGUUGAUAGCUAUUAAUGAAGAUGAAACUCUACCAAACCUCAAACGUUCUUCAUUUCGUAAAAUAUUAAAAGAUUUGCAUUUUGUUUACGCGAAAAAAUCCCGCAAUAGUGCGCUUAUUGAAAGAGAGGACAUAAUUAUUUGGCGUGGUAAAUAUUUAGAUCAAAUAAGAAAAUACAGAUCACAAAACAGACCAAUAUACUACCUUGACGAGACGUGGGUAAACGCAGGUGAAACCCAUAGCAAAGCAUGGCACGACAGUACGGUCAAUUCACCUCGCGAAGCAUUCCUCACAGGGCUCACAAUGGGACAAAAGGAACCCUCGGGAAAAGGCAAGAGACUCAUUGUGUUACACAUAGGAUCAACUGACGGUUUCGUACCGGGUGGCCUUUUAUGUUUUGAGUCAAUAACCAACUCAUCGGACUAUCAUGAUGAAAUGAAUGGCAGUACUUUCUUUGAAUGGUUUGCAAAAAUGCUGCCGUUACUUAAAGAAAAUGCUGUCAUAGUGAUGGACAACGCCGCCUAUCAUUCUGUGAAAAAAGAUCGUAUUCCAGUGAUGUCAUGGAAAAAGCAGGAAAUAAUAAAUUGGCUGGAAAGUAAGGGCGAGAACAUUACUUAUCCAACAACAAAAGGGGCAUUAUUGUCUAAAGUCAGAACAAUACAUACGGAUGACCAUGAGAAAUACGUUAUUGAUGAGUAUGCGAAAGAUAACAAUAAAACAGUAUUAAGAUUGCCCCCGUACCACUGCGAGUUGAAUCCUAUAGAACUAGCAUGGUCGUCUGUUAAGAGGUAUGUCCGUACUCACAAUACUACCUUUAAAUUAAAAGAUGUAAAAGAAUUGCUGAAAAGAGGCGUGGAACUAGUAACACCGGAAAUGUGGACGAAUUUCGUUGGGCACGUCAUCAAGGAGGAAGAAAAAUUUUGGAAAAUCGACAACAUAACAGACGAUUUUAUGGACGAAGAACCUGAAGAAGGAGCACGUCAUAUCCUAACAAUAGGUGAUACAAGUUCGGAUUCUGACUCGGAUUAA
Macrosiphum euphorbiae (potato aphid) is the source of this 1392-nucleotide messenger RNA. Lineage: Eukaryota; Metazoa; Arthropoda; Insecta; Hemiptera; Aphididae. The record is from the annotation of a GenBank genome assembly.